UUGGUUAAAUAAAUGAAAUGAAGAACACCUAAUUCUCAUACAAACAUGAAAUACUUAAUGUUUUGAGAGUUAUUGAGGUAGCAUGUGUCAAGAUCUUCUUUGCCAUGUAAGUGAUGUGUCAACCUUUAUCUUCACAGCUAAGUAGUUGACUUGUUGAAUGGUCAUUUGCGUGUAAGGUUAUUAUUGCUUUAAAAAGUGAACACUUGAAAAAUAAAAUGGUCUCCUUUUGGAAGAUUGUGGGAUUUUAGUAAUUAUUUGGAUCACUUAUUGCAUAUGAGCGACAAUAGAGUAGAAAAACAAAAGUCAGGAAAUGGAGAAAAGGGCAGAGAAGCGAAGGAUUGUGUUAGUUCCAGUUGCUGCACAAGGUCACGUUACUCAAAUGAUGCAGCUUGGAAAAGCCCUUCAGUUACAAGGCUUCUCAAUUACUGUAGCUCAGAGACAGUUGACGCAAAUAAGCUUCUCAUCGCAACUUUUUCCUGGUUUUGACUUUGUCACCAUACCAGAGAGCUUACCUCAGUCUAAAUCUAAGAAACUAGGACCAGCUGAGUAUCUGAUGAAGCUUAACAAAACAAGCGAGGCAAGCUUCAAGGAGUGUAUAAGUCAGUUAUUGAUGCAACAAGGCAAUGAUAUAGCAUGUAUCAUCUAUGACAAGCUUAUGUACUUUUGUCAAGCUGCAGCUAAAGAGUUUAAGCUUCCUAGUGUCAUAUUCAGUACUAGCAGUGCUACAAUUCAAGUUUGCUACUGUGUUUUAAGUAAACUCAAUGCCGAGAAGUUCUUGAUCGACAUGAAAGAUCCUGAAAUGCAAGACAAGGUAUUGGAAGGUUUGCAUCCUUUAAGAUACAAAGACUUACCAACUUCAGGAUUUGGACCAUUAGGACCACUUUUGGAGAUGUGUAGGGAAGUAGUUAACAAAAGAACAGCUUCCGCUAUUAUCAUCAAUACUGCGAGCUGUCUAGAGAGCUUAUCUCUGUCAUGGCUGCAACAAGAACUUGGAAUUCUAGUGUACGCGUUAGGCCCUCUUCACAUUACAGCUUCAUCGCCUGGACCGACUUUACUGCAAGAGGACAAGAGCUGUGUUGAAUGGCUGAACAAGCAGAAACCAAGGUCAGUGAUAUACAUAUGCUUGGGAAGCAAAGCGCACAUGGAAACCAUGGAGAUGUUAGAGAUGGCUUGGGGGUUGUGUAAUAGCAACCAACCUUUCUUAUGGGUCAUCCGACCUGGCUCUGUCGCUGGCUCCGAGUGGAUCGAGUCAUUGCCAGAGGAAAUCAGUAAGAUGAUCACAGAAAGAGGGUACAUUGUGAAAUGGGCACCUCAAAUAGAAGUACUAGGACAUCCUGCAGUGGGAGGCUUCUGGAGCCACUGUGGAUGGAACUCAACACUUGAGAGUAUUGCGGAAGGAGUCCCAAUGAUUUGUAGGCCUUUACAAGGCGAACAGAAGUUAAAUGCAAUGUAUAUAGAAAGUGUUUGGAGAAUAGGGAUUCUGCUUCAAGGUGAAGUGGAAAGAGGCGGUGUAGAGAGAGCUGUGAAGAGGUUGAUCAUGGAUGAAGAAGGUGCAGGAAUGAGGGAGAGGGCUCUUGAUCUAAAAGAGAAGCUCAAAGCCUCUGUAAGAAGUGGAGGCUCCUCAUACAACGCAUUGGGUGAGCUUGUCAAGUUCUUGAAUACUGAGUGAAGAUGCUGAGCUUCAUAUAUUAUAAAAGAACUUUGAUAAUAAGGGAACUCUAUGUGGACAGCAAAAAAUGUUUACUUUCUUUGGAAUAUUAAUUAUUAUUGUAUCAAUUAUAAGAGA
This is a messenger RNA of Arabidopsis lyrata subsp. lyrata, 1786 nucleotides long. RefSeq names its product UDP-glycosyltransferase 76E4. The transcript is spliced from 2 exons. Bases 311 to 1669 code for a protein of 452 amino acids. The record is from RefSeq and is a predicted model, not a curated record. Gene Ontology annotation, molecular function: UDP-glycosyltransferase activity. NCBI's taxonomy places the organism in Eukaryota, Viridiplantae, Streptophyta, Magnoliopsida, Brassicales, Brassicaceae.